Oncorhynchus kisutch (coho salmon) is the source of this 2318-nucleotide messenger RNA. RefSeq names its product adenosine kinase. The record is from RefSeq and is a predicted model, not a curated record. The transcript is spliced from 12 exons. The coding region runs from base 270 to 1430 and encodes 386 amino acids. Gene Ontology annotation, cellular component: nucleus; cytosol. Lineage: Eukaryota; Metazoa; Chordata; Actinopteri; Salmoniformes; Salmonidae. Gene Ontology annotation, biological process: purine ribonucleoside salvage; purine nucleobase metabolic process. Gene Ontology annotation, molecular function: adenosine kinase activity.
ACGUUAGGUAACGCUAAUGUUUAUUUAUUUAACUAGCUAUGCAAACGUGCUAAGGACUGAACAUAGGUGACGUGUGCAGCCAACCACAUACCUAGAAAAAUAUAUAUCGCGCCGCCCAGUGCAAUUCAAGCCAAUCCGUUUUGGAAACCGUAUUCGAGGAGGUUCCAGUUUUAGUCGAAAUUGCUGAGAAAUUAUCACGCUGCUAUUUCUGGUUGGAAUUGAGUGGUAGCUUCACCAGCUUGUUAGGCUAAAGCUAUAAUCAACCUAAAAUGACUACUGCAAGUACAGGAUUCCUCAUGUGUCCCACGUGUUGCUCACAGGGAACAGCUCAGAUGACAGACUUGACUUGUCUUAACCCCUUUCACUCUGAGGAGCACAGGACUUCCUCAAAUGCGCUCCACUGUGAAAAUGCUCUAUUUGGGAUGGGCAACCCCCUGCUGGACAUCUCAGCUGUUGUGGACAAGGACUUCCUUGACAAGUAUGGACUGAAGCCCAAUGACCAGAUACUGGCGGAGGACAAGCACAAAGCCAUGUUUGACGAAAUUGCAAAGAAGAGCAAAGUUGAGUACCAUGCAGGUGGCUCCACCCAAAACUCAGUGAAGAUUGCCCAGUGGAUGAUCCAGACGCCUCACAAAGUGGCCACGUUCUUUGGCUGCAUCGGGACGGACCACUUUGGAGAGAUCCUGAAACAGAAGGCUGAGGAAGCCCAUGUAGACGCUCGCUAUUACCAACAGACCCAGGAGCCAACCGGAACCUGCGCUGCCUGCAUCACUGGGGACAACAGGUCCUUGGUUGCUAACCUGGCAGCAGCAAACUGCUACAACAAGGAGAAACACCUGGAUCUGGAUGGCAACUGGGAGCUGGUUGAGAAAGCCAAGGUCUAUUAUAUAGCGGGUUUCUUCCUGACGGUGUCCCCAGAGUCAAUCCUGAAGGUGGCGAAGCACGCCUCUGAAAACAACAAGAUCUUUAGCCUGAACCUCUCGGCUCCCUUCAUCAGCCAGUUCUUCAAGGAGGCCAUGAUGAAGGUCAUGCCGUACGUCGACAUCUUGUUUGGCAACGAGACGGAGGCGGCCACUUUUGCCAAAGAGCAAGGUUUCGAGGAGACGGAUGACAUUGCAGAGAUUGCUAGGAGGGCCCAGAGCCUGCCGAAGGUCAACAAGAAGAGACAACGAGUGGUGGUCUUCACUCAGGGCAAGGACGAUACUGUGGCCACUAUCGGUGAGAAGGUGACCAUGUUUUCUGUCCUGGACAUUGACCAGAACGACAUUGUGGACACUAACGGAGCAGGAGAUGCCUUUGUGGGAGGCUUCCUGUCAGAGCUGGUCCAGGAGAGGCCAUUGGAGGAGUGUAUCCGUGCUGGCCACUAUGCAGCCAAUGUCAUUAUCAGACGAGCAGGAUGUACCUUCCCUGAGAAACCUGACUUCCCUUGAUGUACCCAACCAUUAUCCCCCAACCACAAAUGUAUUUUCCUUACCUUACAAACACCUGCAUAAAGCUGUGUGUAUGUAUGUGCCUCAAAGUUGUGUGUGUAAAGUUUGUUUAAGGUUUACAAUAAUUCCAUGGAUAUAACCGGUCAACAACAUUGUCGCUAUGUGUUGUAACUUGCUGUGAGAUUAUUGAUCAUCAGUGAUUCAAUUUGCUUCAGUAGAUUACUUUUUAAGCAACUUUCUAAACAACACUCCACUUUCUAUGCACCAUCUGUCAGUUCAAAACCACUAAAUCUUAACUCUCAUUUAACUCAUUGUUUUGGCUUUGCUAUUAAAAGGUUACGAUGUCUAAUACUAAGGACCAGGGGUUUUUCCUCGCCAGGUCAUUAAUACGUGGUCUAGAAAAACUCAGGGCCCUACUAUCAAUAAAGUACUGUCUGAAAUAUGGAGUUUGAUAUUAUUAUUAUUUUCUUAAAUGUUUACUGAAUACAAUGGUAUGUUGCCAAGUUCGUUUUGCCAUGACGGACAAUAUUGUUCAUUAAAACAACAGGCGUGGGUGGUCUGAGACUUUGUCAAAUGUUCCUUGAGUUCAUACAAUGCCUUCACCCCACAUUUCCAAUGCCUUGUCAUCUUGAAUGUAAUAAGUAAAGUAACAAAUGCACAAAGAGUUUGACUGUUACCAUAAUACCAAGUUGUGUAUAUCUUUCAUCCAUUCCAACCACUUUUUGAUGAAUGAUUGAAGGUGUGGUUGCAGCAAGCUAAUCAUUUUCUGCAUCCUACUGGCUACUAAAGAUAAUGACUGUUGUGUUAUUGUAACAGGCGGUGUAGAUCUUUCAUCCAUUCAAACCACUUUUCGAUGGAUGAUUAUAAACUCAGCAAAAAAAGAAACAU